This is a messenger RNA of Cuscuta epithymum, 3841 nucleotides long. Lineage: Eukaryota; Viridiplantae; Streptophyta; Magnoliopsida; Solanales; Convolvulaceae. The record is from the annotation of a GenBank genome assembly.
GAAAAACGUCGGCGCCUUGGACUUCUAAUUUCAUAGCUUUUGAAUGAUUUCUCCUCACAUCCUUUUUUCGUUAAUGUGUUGUAAUAACUAGUAAGUGCAUAAAUGCUGUUCGUGCAUCUCGGUGGUAUAAGUUGAGAGGAGCGGAAAAGGAGGAGAGACUGAGAAUCUUCUUCCGCCAUACGCGUCGUCGUAACCGACUUAGCCAGAUAGAAAUAGACAUACAAACUGAGUGAGAGACGUAGAAAUGGAGGUGGAGGGUAGUAGUGGAAAGAAGAUAACGAUUGGAGUAUGUGUAAUGGAAAAGAAGGUGAAAUGCGGCCCCGAGGCAUUUUCAGCACCUAUGGGGCAGAUUCUAGACAGGUUACAGUCAUUUGGUGAAUUUGAGGUUGUACAUUUUGGAGACAAGGUUAUCCUUGAGGAUCCAAUCGAGCGCUGGCCAAUAUGCGACUGCUUGAUUGCCUUCUAUUCUUCUAGGUAUCCUUUAAAGAAGGCUGAGGCAUAUGCUAAAUUGAGAAAGCCCUUCCUUGUAAAUGAGCUGGAGCCACAACACCUUCUACAUGAUAGGAGGAAAGUCUAUGAGCGGCUUGAGUUAUAUGGAAUUCCUGUUCCAAGAUAUGCAUGCGUUAAUAGAGAAUUCCCCUACCAAGAGUUGGAUUAUUUUAUUGAGGAGGAAGACUUCGUUGAAGUCCAUGGGAAUCGUUUCUGGAAACCUUUUGUGGAGAAACCGGUUGAUGGUGAUGACCAUAGCAUAAUGAUAUACUAUCCCAGUUCAGCUGGGGGAGGAAUGAAAGAAUUGUUCCGAAAGGUUGGAAACCGCUCUAGUGAGUUUCAUCCGGAGGUUAGAAGAGUCAGGCGUGAAGGGUCCUACAUAUAUGAGGAAUUUAUGCCUACUGGAGGAACAGACGUAAAGGUUUACACUGUUGGCCCGGACUAUGCACAUGCAGAGGCCAGGAAAUCUCCUGUUGUUGACGGUGUUGUGAUGAGAAAUCCUGAUGGAAAAGAGGUCAGAUAUCCUGUUCUACUUACCCCCACAGAAAAGCAGAUGUCAAGAGAAGUUUGCAUUGCUUUCAGGCAAUCUGUUUGUGGCUUUGAUCUAUUGCGAUGUGAGGGGCGUUCCUAUGUUUGUGAUGUGAACGGAUGGAGUUUUGUUAAGAAUUCCUACAAAUAUUAUGAUGAUGCUGCCUGUGUAUUGAGGAAGCUGUUUCUAGAUGCCAAGGCCCCACAUCUUUCCUCAACCAUUCCACCAACCUUACCAUGGAAGGUCAAUGAACCAGCUCAGCCUUUCGAGGCCCUAACACGCCAAGGGAGUGGGCUCGGCACAUUUGGGCAAUCUGAAGAGCUACGCUGUGUAAUUGCUGUAAUUCGCCAUGGUGAUAGAACUCCAAAACAGAAAGUAAAGUUGAAAGUUACUGAGGAAAAGCUGUUGAAUUUGAUGUUAAAAUACAAUGGUGGGAGACCAAGAUCCGAGACAAAACUUAAGAGCGCUGUUCAAUUGCAAGAUCUCUUGGAUGCGACAAGAGCUUUGAUACCACGAACUAGAUCUGGUCGGGAAAGCGAUAGUGAAGCAGAAGACCUAGAGCAUGCUGAAAAGCUUCGUCAAGUUAAAGCUGUUCUUGAAGAGGGAGGGCAUUUUUCUGGUAUUUAUAGGAAAGUUCAACUAAAACCACUCAAGUGGGUUAAAGUUAGAAAACCUAAUGGUGAAGGUGAAGAAGAAAGACCUGUUGAAGCUCUUAUGGUUCUUAAAUAUGGUGGCGUUCUCACUCACGCGGGCAGAAAGCAGGCCGAAGAGCUGGGCAGAUAUUUUAGGAAUAAUGUGUAUCCAGGUGAAGGUACAGGCCUGCUUCGUCUCCAUAGUACAUACCGCCAUGACCUUAAGAUUUAUAGUUCAGAUGAAGGUCGAGUACAGAUGUCAGCAGCUGCAUUCGCUAAAGGGCUUCUUGAUCUGGAAGGGCAACUAACACCUAUACAGGUCUCUCUGGUUAGCAAGGACUCUUCCAUGCUGGAUGGACUUGAGAAUGCCAGCAUUGAGAUGGAUGAAGCAAAGGCCAGAUUGAAUGAAAUAGUAACUUCUGGAACAAGGGCUUAUCGUAGCAACGGGUCAUCAGAGAAACCGUGGAUGGUUGAUGGAGCCGGAGUCCCUUCUAAUGCAUCUGUACUUCUGCCCAAUUUGGUGAAACUGACUAAGAAGGUGACAGAACAGGUGCGACUUCUUGCCAAGGAUGAAGAUGAAGAACUUGCAGACACAAGCUCUUAUGAUGUGAUUCCAGCUUAUGAUCAAGCGAAGGCUCUAGGUAAAACAAACAUAGAUGUUGACCGUAUUGCUGCAGGUCUACCCUGUGGUAGUGAGGGGUUCCUUCUCAUGUAUGCAAGAUGGAGAAAACUUGAAAGAGACUUGUAUAAUCCACGCAAGGAACGCUUCGAUAUUACCCAAAUUCCUGAUGUUUAUGACUCCUGCAAGUAUGAUCUUUUGCACAACUCACAUCUGAAUCUGGUGGGGUUAGAUGCACUCUUCAAAGUUGCCCAGCUACUUGCUGAUGGUGUUAUUCCUAAUGAGUAUGGGAUUAAUCCAAAGCAGAAGCUAAAAAUUGGAUCAAAGAUUGCUAGACGCUUGUUGGGCAAAAUUUUGAUUGAUUUGAGAAAUACACGUGAAGAGGCUACUAGUGUUGCUGAGUUGAAGAAUUCUCAAGACCAGCAAUCAACAAUUAGCAAGAUUGGUGGGGAAGAAGAGAUAGAGCAUCACUUCAAACCCCAUGUACGUUCAAAGGAAGAGACGGAAUAUCUUCCCAAGCCUCAUUUGAGGACUGAUGAACAACCUAGAACUCCUAGGAGAUCUAGCUUCACCAGUGAAAAGUCUAUGGAUCAGGAUGAUGACGAUGACAAGGAAACCCAGUACCGAUUGGAUCCUAAAUAUGCAAAUGUGAAGACUCCAGAACGGCAUGUACGGACACGACUUUACUUUACAUCAGAAUCACAUAUUCAUUCUUUCAUGAAUGUUCUGCGAUAUUGCAACCUGGACGAAUCUCUUCAAGGAGAAGACAGCCUUGUUUGUGAUAAUGCUUUGGACCGCUUAUUUAGAACAAAAGAGCUUGACUAUAUGAGUUAUAUUGUAUUAAGGAUGUUCGAAAACACUGAGCUGAAUUUAGAAGACCCGAAAAGGUUCCGUAUAGAAAUGACAUUUAGCCGUGGUGCAGAUUUAUCACCAUUGGAGAAACAAGACAUAGAGGCAACUUCUUGGCGUCAGGAGCACACAUUGCCAAUAAUGGGCCCUGAAAGGCUUCAAGAAGUCGGAUCAUAUCUGACAUUGGAAAAGGUGGAAACAAUGAUUCGCCCCUUCGCCAUGCCUGCUGAAGAUUUCCCACCUCCAUCAACCCCUCAAGGAUUUUCAGGCUACUUCUCGAAAAGUGCGGUGUUAGAGCGUUUGGUAAACCUUUGGCCAUUUCACAAGCAUGGGAGCACCAACGGAAAGUAGGGGCUCAUUAUGUGAAAUUACAAACGGCCAGGAUUGUUGAAACUUGGAAGAUGAGCUUGCCUUUGUUAUAGUCUCUAAAAUUUGUUACACUAGUCUGGUAAUCUGGUAUGAAUGUUUUGUACUUUCUAGUCAAUCCCUAACCCACCUCGAAAUAAAUUAUGCCAGGUUGAUGUUCAGGGCAUGCUUGUUUGAAUGUAUUGAACUUUAAAGAACAUAUAUAAACAAUAGAAACUAAAAAGUAAAACUAUUUACCUGUGCAAAUGGUUGUAUCACUUGUAUGAUACUAUGAUCUAGUUUUUUUAGAGCCUGUAUCGCAGUAUUGGACCGGUUCUUGCGUUAAUUACUUAAUUGUUUUACCACCUCACAUACAAG